GCUGUAGUAACGGCCACGUCAGAGCCGCCUUCCUCCCCUUGUGGCGUUUACACCUGUGGUGGGCUCUGUUGUUUUCACCUCCGUUACAGUUGAGGAAACUGAGGCAUAGCUCUUACGUGGCUUGCCUUCCGUUACCCAGGAGGUGAGCGGUGGGCCUGGGAUUUGAAUCCAGCUCUCUCUGAUGCCAGAGCCCCCACCCGCGUGCCAUACUGCCUCAUCUUCGGGAUAUCUGAAGGAGUUAAAAGGCUAAGAUAUGAAUCAGCUGUGCCCAUCGGGCGCAGCAGGAACUGGGGCAGUAAAGGACUUCUGUGAGCAGCCUCCAUGAGGCCCUGGACCAGUGCAUGAUCGCCCUGGACCUCUUCCUCACCAACCAGUUCUCAGAAGCACUCAGCUACCUCAAGCCCAGAACCAAGGAGAGCAUGUACCACUCGCUGACGUAUGCCACCAUCCUGGAGAUGCAGGCCAUGAUGACUUUUGACCCUCAGGACAUCCUUCUGGCUGGCAACAUGAUGAAGGAGGCACAGACGCUGUGUCAGAGGCACCGGAAGAAGUCCUCUGUAACCGAUUCCUUUAGCAACCUGGUUCACCGCCCCACGAUGGACCAGUUCACGGAAGAGGAAGUCCAUGCUGAGGUGUGCUAUGCGGAGUGCCUGUUACAGAGGGCAGCUCUGACCUUCCUGCAGGAUGAGAACAUGGUGAGCUUCAUCAAGGGCGGCAUCAAAGUUCGAAACAGCUACCAGACGUACAAGGAGCUGGACAGCCUUGUGAAGUCCUCACAGUACUGCAAGGGAGAGAACCACAGACACUUUGAAGGAGGUGUGAAGCUUGGUGUGGGAGCCUUCAACCUGACGCUGUCCAUGCUUCCUACCAGGAUCCUGCGGCUGUUAGAGUUUGUGGGAUUUUCAGGAAACAAGGACUACGGGCUGCUGCAGCUGGAGGAGGGCGCAUCGGGGCACAGCUUCCGCGCUGUGCUCUGUGUCAUGCUGCUGCUCUGCUACCACACCUUCCUCACCUUCGUGCUCGGUACCGGGAAUGUAAACAUCGAGGAAGCAGAGAAGCUCUUGAAGCCCUACCUGAGGCGAUAUCCUAAGGGUGCCAUCUUCCUGUUCUUUGCGGGGCGGAUUGAAGCCAUUAAGGGCAAUGUUGACACAGCCAUCCAGCGGUUCGAGGAGUGCUGUGAGGCCCAGCAGCACUGGAAGCAGUUCCACCACAUGUGCUACUGGGAGCUGAUGUGGUGCUUCACGUACAAGGGCCAGUGGAAGAUGGCGUACUUCUAUGCCGACCUGCUCAGCAAGGAGAACUCCUGGUCCAAGGCCACCUACAUCUACAUGAAGGCCGCCUACCUCAGCAUGUUUGGAAAAGAGGAUUACAAGCCGUUUGGGGAUGAUGAAGUGGAGUUGUUCAGAGCAGUGCCUGGCCUGAAGCUCAAGAUUGCAGGGAAAUCUCUACCUACAGAGAAGUUUGCUAUCCGGAAGUCCAGACGCUACCUCUCCCCCAAACCGAUCUCGUUGCCAAUCCCUGCUCUGGAAAUGAUGUACAUUUGGAAUGGCUAUGCUGUGAUUGGGAAGCAGCCAGAACUCACAGACGGGAUACUUGGGAUUAUCACCAAGGCUGAAGAGAUGCUGAAAAAGGGCCCAGAGAAUGAGUACUCAGUGGAUGAUGAGUGCUUGGUGAAGUUGCUGAAAGGCCUCUGUCUGAAAUACCUAGGCCGUGUCCAGGAAGCUGAGGAGAAUUUCAGGAGCAUCUCUUUCAAUGAAAAGAAGAUUAAAUAUGAUCACUACUUGAUACCAAACGCUCUGCUGGAGCUGGCCCUACUGUUUAUGGAGCAAGGCAGAAACGAAGAGGCUGUCAAACUCUUGGAAACUGCCAAGCAGAACUACAAGAAUUACUCCAUGGAGUCAAGGACACAUUUUAGAAUCCAGGCAGCCAUACUCCAAGCCAAGUCUUCCCUAGAGAAUGGCAACAGAUCCAUGGUCUCAUCAGUGUCCUUAUAGUUUUAUGCAGCACUCCAGGCUGGAAGACAGAAACAGCUGGACAGAGCUCCUGGAAACAUUUCAACAAGAUCCCCUCCCCUGCCCUGCCUUUGGGGUCCACCGGUGCUCCAGUGGGAUAGCAUGACAUAGGUAUCCAUGCAGAAGGGAAGCCGGCAUUUUCACCAGUGUGGCCAAGGGCCUUUACCAAGGACAGAGCAGGUGGAGUCCUCUGCCUGCCCUAUCACACAUACGGGUACUUGUUUUUCACUGUGAUGUUUAAGAGAAUGUAUGAACAGUUUACAUUUUCCUUAGAAAUAUUAGUGGGAUCACAGUUGGCUUUAAAAACAAAAACAAAAAAACCCACCACCUGUAAAUCUUUGUUUUAACCCAUACUUAUCUGGAGGUAAAUCUAUAUAUGAUGCUUUUCAAAAUUCAGCAAUGUCUCAGCUUCCAGGGCCAGAAGGACCAUCAAGGCUUCUGAAGGUUGGGUGUAGAUGUUGCACACUGACACCCACUACCUUACUUCUUACACCUCAGUUUCACUCCCUUAGUAACUUUCCAAUUUAAAACAAAAAUGAAAAUUAUUUCACUAAAAAGACAUGUGAAUCCCUCUGUAGAAAAAAAAAAAUCUCUACAAGUAAGGAAUGGGAGUUGCUGAGGCCUGACAGAACGGGAGCUGUGUGGCCCUUUCUGUGCCAAAGCCAAGAAGUUGGUGGGGGGGGAGGUUCUCAGACACCAGUCCGCAUCCUCACUGUAUGCCAAACUGAAACAACUGGGAAUAAUUUACAAAACAAAAAUCAUCUGUACUUCACUACGAGGUACAUUCAUUUACUGACAGCAUUUGUCUUACAAUGGUUAUUCCUGGCCCAUUGUGUAUGUUUUAUAUUUUUCAGUUAAGAGAAAAGAGAUAUUUAAUAAAACUUAUACACUUAAGAGAUCAUGCAACAUCUAUUUCAGUAAAAUAUGUGUUGCUUGAAUUCUUGGGCAAGGCAGAAAAGUCUGGAUCAGAAGCCAUAUAGCCCAGGUAUGUUUUAUUUAGACAACACGAUGCCUUAAAUGUUUUUAAAAUAACAUUUAAAAAUGGGGAUAUUUCACAAA
Molecule: messenger RNA, 3071 nt
Organism: Zalophus californianus (California sea lion)
Lineage: Eukaryota; Metazoa; Chordata; Mammalia; Carnivora; Otariidae
Gene: TTC39A
Product: tetratricopeptide repeat domain 39A
Exons: 18
Coding region: 342-1994 (550 amino acids)
Molecular function (GO): protein binding
Source: RefSeq, a predicted model, not a curated record